AUCUUGAAGAUACUGAUAGCUGCUGGAGCUGAUCUGAAUAAAGCAGACGUCCAAGGUCAGACACCGCUUCAUUAUGCAGCAGUAUCUGGAAGCUCAGAGUUGACAAAAGCCUUGAUCGAAGGAGGCGCUUUGCUUGAUGAAAUCGACGAAGACGGACAAACUCCUCUUAUCAAGACCGCAAGUUGUCACGCCAAGGGAAGCAUGGUAGUUCUAUUGAACGCUGAAGCAAAGACUGAUCUACAGGACUUUGAUGGCAGAACUGCGCUCCAUUACGCAGCCGAUCAUGGCUGGCUUGAAGUCUGUGUUAUGCUGGUCGAAGCCGGUGCGAAUCCCAAUACCUUGGAUAGACAAGGUCAUACGCCCUUACAACUAGCCGAG
Messenger RNA from Aureobasidium melanogenum CBS 110374, 378 nucleotides. Its product is annotated as ankyrin. The transcript has a single exon. Gene Ontology annotation, molecular function: protein binding. Lineage: Eukaryota; Fungi; Ascomycota; Dothideomycetes; Dothideales; Saccotheciaceae. The record is from RefSeq and is a predicted model, not a curated record. The annotation marks the transcript as partial.